Molecule: messenger RNA, 1796 nt
Organism: Mycena citricolor
Lineage: Eukaryota; Fungi; Basidiomycota; Agaricomycetes; Agaricales; Mycenaceae
Source: the annotation of a GenBank genome assembly
CGACAUGCUCCCAGAAGAUGGUCCCAAUCCUCAACCUCAAGGCGCGAUAAAUCCGCUCAGGCCAGAGUUUCAGAGGAUUAUCAAGUGGAUAUGAUUCUGCGUAGUUGAGAGUGUUUCCAUCCUUGGGUCGUCUCCGAGCCUUAGAACUAUCUGAUAUGGCUCUCGAAGCAAGAUUACAUGUUAUCCAGCGUUAUCCUGUGUUAUCUCGCGAAACUCUUCGCAAACAAGCGGCACCGAAGGCGCCACCCGAGUGAGGGGCUUCUUUGGGCGCUAUCAAGAUAGAUGGCGACUCGUUCCCUGCACCCUGAUGUGGGAAUAGAAGCUGGCUUAUAAGUAACGUGGAUGGGUCUGGGGUUAUCUCCUGAGACUCCUCCUCCGAAUAUCUCCUCUCCACCAUGGCAGGCAGUGUAUCUUUCUGGACGAAGUUCAGAUCUUACAUCUGGGACUCGGACGAUCACCUCAAGACCCCGGAGGAGCGCAAGUUUGUGCGGAAACUGGAUUUCGGGAUCCUCAUCGUUGCCUGUCUUGGCUUCUUCUUCCGCUACCUCGACCAGAGCAAUCUCGCCAAUGCUUACAUUUCGGGCAUGAAGGAGGAUCUGAACAUCAAUGGCAACCAGUACACCUACAUGGGCACCUGCUACACGGUUGCGUACGCGGUCAUGCAAAUCCCAUCAACGAUGAUCAUUCAAAAGAUUCGGCCAUCUUAUUACCUGGCGUUUUGCGAGAUUGGGUGGGGAGUCUGGACCUUUGCGCAGGCUGGAGCUCAAACCUACCAACAAAUGUACGCUUUCCGCUUCAUGGUGGGCAUGUUCGAAUCCGGCUUCUUCCCCUGCAUUCUGUACAUCCUCGGCAGCUGGUACACAAAGGCGGAACUGGCCAAGCGGAUUGCUAUCUUUCAUUUAACCGGCUCCGUUGGCACGGCUAUGGGCGGAUUCCUCCAAGCUGCUGUGUACAAGAACCUUGACGGCCAUUUGGGAAUCGCCGGAUGGAGAUGGCUGUACAUCGUCUGCGGCUGCAUGACUGUCCCUAGCGGCAUCCUGCUCUUCUUCUUCCUGCCGGACGUCCCCGCCACCUCUCGUGCCUGGUACCUGACUGAGGAGGACAAGAAGUUCGCCAUGGAGCGGGCGAUCCGACACGGCAAGGGCCAGCCCACCGGGAAGAUUGAUCUCGCGUUGCUUAAGCGCGUCUUUGGCCGGUGGCAUUGGUACUGGUUCGUGCUCGGAUAUAUCCUCUACGGCGAGUCGUGCGGUGCUACGGCGUACUUUGGUAUCUGGCUCAAAGCCGAGAAAUUCAGUGUUUACUACCGCAAUGUCAUUCCCAGUUGCGGAGCCCUGAUUAACAUUAUUUCUAUCUUCAUGUGGGGAUUCCUCUCGGAUCUGACUGGCAGUCGUUUCGCUUGGGUCUUCAUACCAUUAGUGUAUGGUUUGCUGCCGAAUGGCAUUCUCGCAUUCUGGCCGGCAUCUGUCAAGUUGAAGGAAUUUGCUUUCAUAUGGAGGCCGGGAAUUAUAUGCUGAUAAGCGGAGGACAUAUCACUGAUACGCGAAAGUUUGCCGACAUGGCAUCAAUGUCAUGAUGCGCUCUAUGUCAUGAUGCGCUCUGUCUGGACCCCGAACGCUCGUUAACAUGUAUGAAAAAGGCCAAGUACAUGCACUGUAGAGUAGCGAUAGAGCGUAACUACUUACAUGAGACUAGACAGUCCAAAAAACUUGCAGUAACCGGAGCAUACAUGCUGCUCAGGAAACUUCUCGAAGAACCUGCCUGAAUUGCCACCACCAAACAGACCACGUUCGAGAGUC